Molecule: messenger RNA, 5658 nt
Organism: Gigantopelta aegis
Lineage: Eukaryota; Metazoa; Mollusca; Gastropoda; Neomphalida; Peltospiridae
Product: EGF-like domain-containing protein 2
Exons: 7
Coding region: 246-1037 (263 amino acids)
Source: RefSeq, a predicted model, not a curated record
CAGGACCCGGGAUAGACAUGCUCGAAACCGUACUGGUAUAUGAGCAUGAUAAAAUUAUCCGCUCCGCUUGAUUUUUCACCAGUGAGCUGUUAAUAUCCAGGUCUUUGGAGAACUCAAUGCUAUGUAGCCUAUUCUUUGUUCGACAACAAACAGACCAGAGCAGUAAACAUUUAACAAGGAAGUGGACACCAACUCAUAUCGUGGUAACAUUUCAACACAGAACAGGAUUCCUGUAAGGAUACAAAAUGAAGAAUUACCUUUUCAGGCUGAAUCUUUUCAUUGCUGUACUUACAGGCAUACAAUGUGGACCUUUUCACUGUACAAGAUCAAGCCAGCCGUGUCCAACCGACGCCACGUGUGUCAGGUCAAACGGAACGUGCCAGUGUCCUUCCCCUCUCCAAGGCGACGACUGCUCUAUCCAUGCUGAUAGAAUAACGAACACGAACUGCAUGUGUAAAAAUGGAGGCGUGUGCGUCAGGAAAGAUAAUGACGUUGUUUGCGCAUGCUCGGUGUUCUAUUACGGAAGUGACUGCUCAGAAAAACGCUAUCGUGUGAAGUGUUCUACUGAUGAAAUAAUCUUCAACAUCAACCCGGUCGGCAAUUUCUCUGGUUACGCGUCGGUCAAGGACGAAAACAAACCGGAGUGUCGGUCAACUCCGGUACCCAGUCCGCCGGUAGGUGGCGACGGAAUACCAGACACGUGGGAGGGUCACGUGCUGAGAUUAAUCUUUAAUAGUUCCACGUGUGGCAAAAUCGAGAAAGUAGACAAGGACAACACUACUGCUACUUACACAGUGUCUGUUAUUGUGAAUUUCCAAAAGUUUGACGUCAAGGACGAGUUUGUUGGUGUUUGUGAUGUCAAGUAUCAGAGUUAUGUCAACGUCACCGCAAAUAUCGGUGUAGAAAAUGAAUCGAAAACGACAGAGACUACGACAACAGAGAAAUAUUCCUCUCUGGGCGCACGGACAGUCCAUGUAUGGGCUAUCAGCUGUGUGUUGGCUGCACUAACCACCUGGCUAAACCAUGGUCCGUCGUGAAAGCCACUCUAGUGUGUGGUUAACACGGCGACGGUAGUGACUAGGUUCUUCAUGGUUUGGGUUGGGGGGGGGGGGGGGAUGAGGACGCACCAUUUGUGUUUUAGAUUUCGAUUCGCCGUUUUCUUUUCUGUAAUUUUUUUCUUUUCUUUUUUCUUUCUUUCUUUUUUCAAUCUUAUGUUUUUCUUUUUUUCCCCCUUCCUUCCUCCCUCAUUGGUUCUUUUCUAUCUUUCCUCCUUUCUUUUUUGUCUUUCAUAUAUAUUAUCCACGUUUUGUAAAAAUGUGCAUACACUUGUUAGUAAAUAAAGUGCACACUUGCAAUAGAUAUUUUGUUAUGCAAAAAAAAAAAAAAAAACGAAAAAUAAACAACAUCAAAAUAACAGUAAACAGUUGUUUUUUAAAACUAUUUUGUCACACUAGUUUGAAGGUGUAAAUUUGAAAUAAAAUGUGGAAACCAGCAGUUAGAGGACAGGUUCCCUCUCCACAAAAAAAAAAUAAAAAAAAUAAAAAAACAAACGAACAAAUCAACAAAACAAUUUAAAACAACACCAAUGAAGUUCCCCGUCGGUGGGCUCACUGGGCUGUCUCUCGUUCCAGUCACUGUACCACGACUUGUAUUUGAAAGGCCGUGGUAUGUGCUAUCCUGUUUGUGGAAUUGUGCAUAGUUUCCUCUCUAAAGCUAGAUUUAUGCUUCACCGCCGACUCUUUGUUGGCGAGUCAACUUGCCAAGUUCUGCUUCUCUUCAAACCUAAUUAUCAGUUUUCAGUCAGUUCAGUAUGAUUUUAACACAGUUCAUAUUAAAUUUUAGUACGCGUUCGUUCAAUUUUUUUUAGUUUAUCUAAUAACAAAAUUAAUUUCAGUUUAGCAUGAGGUCGACAAUCAAAGUAUGAAUUGACCUUAAGGCUUUAAUAAUUAUGUCAAAACUACUAAAUAUUUGACAUCCAAUAACCGAUGAUUAACACAUCAAUGUGCUCUAGUGGUGUCGUUAAACGAAACAAUUUUGUGUGUGUGGGGGUGGGGAAUGGGUGUUAUUAUUAUUUGUUGUUGUUUUCUUUCGUUUUUGUUUUGGAUUUUCGUUUUUGUUUUGGAUUUUGUAAUUGCCCAUCCCCUCCUUCUCCAUUCAUUAGGCUAGAUAUUGCCCCCAAAACCCCAUUUUGGUAGUGAUGAUUUAUUUGACAAAAAUAGGAAAUAUAAUAAUUAACAACUGCGCCUCACUAUAUCAGCUGUACAAAUGAAUGAAAUAAAUGUUACUGUUUAUUGAUUUAUUUUUUAUCGUUUGUUAUUAUUGUUGUCAUAUAUCUGACACAUAAGCGUACGAGACGGGGGUGGGGGGGGGGGGGGGGGAUCAAUCCUCAAAUUUAGGAAAUAGUUAAAAGCAGCCAGGUUACUAGACUGAAACAGGUCUAUCACACUAAGUGGCCUAGUUUCAAAGGGAGUGUGCAAGCUGUUGUAGAUGACUAUCGCGGUACAGUAAAUGUAUCCUUGUAGAUGACUAUCGCGGUACAGUAAAUGUAUCCUUGUAGAUGGCUAUCGCGGUACAGUAAAUGUAUCCUUGUAGAUUACUAUCGCGGUACAGUAAAUGUAUCCUUGUCGAUGCACAAACUCAUUACAAGGGGCGGGAUUUUGAUCAGUCGGAUGAGUGCUCGCCUGACGUGCUUGCGCCGCAGGAUCGAAUCAUGUCAGAGGAUCCAUUCAACUGACUGUUAUUUUUUUCUCGUUCCAAGCAGUGCACCACAACUGGUCAAAGACCGUGGUAUGUGCUUUCCUGUCUGUGGGAAAGUGCAUAUAAAAGAUCCCUUGCCGCGUUAGGAAACAUAUAGCGGGUUUCCACAUAUCCUAGAAUGUGUAAGGAUGCCCAGAGGCAGACAGUGGUAACAGUGUCCACUGUGAGAGAGCUUUCAGCUGCCAAAACAUCAUAUAAUUGUCUUUUAAUUUAACUGUUAACUGUUUAUAUUUAUGUCGUUCAUCACUUCACAUUUGAAGUUACCCAACAGAAAAAGAAAAAAAAUCGUGCUGGGGUGUCGUUAAACAUCCUGUUCUGUUCUGUUCUUGUUCUUGUUCUUGUUCUGUUCUGUUCUGUUCCGUUCCGUUCCUGUUCUGUUCUGUUUUUGCUCUGUUUUUGUUCUGUUCCUGUUCUGUUCUGUUCUGUUCUGUUCUAAUCUAUUCUAUUCCAAAACAUCAUAAAUAACCAAAACAAUUUACGCAACAGCCUCUCUACCCAAAGUCUGGACCAUAUAAUAAGAAUAUCUAUCAACAGACAAAACAUAGUGGGCCAAAUGUUUGAAACCUAUUUUUUUUUGUUUUAUUAUUAUUAUUAUUUUUUAUUAUUAUUAUUAUUUUUUUUAUUUAUUAUUAUUAUUUUUUAUUAUUAUUAUUUUUUAUUUUUUUAUUUUUUUUAUUGUCCCAGAAGAAUACGUAGUGUUAGGGUUGGGGCCCAAAUCACUACAAUACAUAGCAUAUAUAUAUAUAUAUUAGUAGUAACAUAUACAGGUAAUUACAUAGACAUAUCUAGUAUGAAGAAAUAUUCUAAGAAAUUUCUUUAAACUCCUCUAGGGCACUGACCUAAAUUGAAAAGAAAGAUAAGAGAAGAAAAAAAGAAAAAAAAAAGAAGAAAAAAAAAGAAACGAAAUAAGAAACUAAAGAAGGAACAGAGUUACUUCGUGCAAACAAGCUGUUUCCAUGUCUAGAUUAUCAUUAAGUCUCAAUAAAAUAGUGUUUGCCACGUUGCCCAUUCAUUAUUAAAUACAUCGUAUUUACAAGUUUUUAAAAGAAUAUACCUUUCAAUUUCAAAUUUAUGUUGCAUUAUGCCAUGCACAGCGUUAAUACUUAAACAUUUCUUUUGUAUUUUCAUACUGUGUAUAUAAUAUUUUAUAUUAAUUAUUAACCAGUUUAUAAAAUCGCUUUUAUUAUUAUUUAUCAAACCAAACAUUAUAAUAAUUUUAUUAAAAUGAAGUAUAGUUCCUGUUCGGGUAAAUAUCCAAUCUGUUACUGCUUCCCAUAAAGUGUGUACCUUAUCGCAAUCGAAAAAUAAAUGUUGUAUUGUUUCAGGAAAAUUAUUACAGAAGUUACAUAUAUGAGAAUCAGUGUAGUUAAUCUUGCAUAGAAAAGUAUUAGUAGCUAAUAUGUUUUGCAGUAAUCUAUACUGAAACCAUCGAAGGCUAGAAUCUUUCACACAUCGAAAUGGUAAAGCAUAAUAUUGUUCCCAGUCAGUUUGUUCAAAUAAAAAGCCUUCAUUACUAUAUUUUAUCUGUACUUUUGGCUUUACAUACUGAAAGUUUAAAAUGUCAUACAUAUCUCUGCACUCUUUUUCACUUUUUAAUAAUAGUUGCAGUUUUAAAGGGUAUAAUUAUAGGAUUUUUCACUGUGUUAAAAUGAUCGUCUUUUAACUGAUCUAAUUUAUGUAUAAAUGAUUUGACAGCAUUUAUUAAUGAUGCAUAGUUGAUAAAAUUUUUAGUUAUAUGGUAUUUUUCAACAAACUGGUAAUAUAUUUUAAAAUUUCCAUUUUCGUCUAAUAAAUCGUUUAUAAAAAUAAUGCUUUUACCAAUAUAGGUUUUAUACAAAAAUGGUCUAUUAAUAUUUUACUGUUAAGCCAUAUAUUUGUUCCAAGUAUGUCUUCUACAUUAUUCGGAUUUUGUUUUUGUUGUAUUUCUGCCCAACUUUCCAGAGUAUCUUUCCAAAACAUUUUUCAUGUGCAAUGUUUUACGAACAAUAAAAUUAUCCCCAUAUAAGAUUAGAUCCUUUGUGAAUAUACCUGUAACUGAUUUAAAUAGGGUUAUCCAUUUUGAGUUUUCUUGAAACAAUCUUCGAACCCAUACACAUUUUAAAGCUAUAAGAAAGUUAUCUAUAUUUAUUAUUUUUAUACCACCAUUUUUGUAGUCUUGUGUUAUUAAUGUUCGUUUUAUCUUUUCUGGUUUAUUCUCCCAAAUAAAUUUAAAAAAUAAUGUAUUCAUAUGUUUUAUGACUUUUUACUUUACUCAGUAUCAUGGUCUUUUAUAAAUAAAGCACUAGACAUAUUUAACUUUAAAACUUCUAUUAAAGAUUGGAUCAAAACUUUAUAUAACAAUUCUUUAUCUCGGAUAAUGCAAAAUGGGUUUUUGUCUGAACCAUUUCAUUUAGAAAGGGGAUGCAGACAAGGGGAACCAUUGUCGCCAUAUAUGUUUAUUAUAUGCGCUGAGAUUCUAGCAAUUCUUGUUAGAAAUUGUACAUCAAUUAAAGGUAUAACUAUAGAUGGAGAAGAAUAUUUAAUAUCCCAAUAUGCGGAUGAUACCAGUUUCAUUCUUGAUGGAUCACCAGAGUCCCUUCAUAGUACGCUAAGAGUUCUAGAUAAUUAUGCUCAUACUUCAGGCUUAAAAAUAAAUUAUUCAAAAUCAAGCGUUAUCUGGAUAGGCAGUAAAAAGUUUUCUAAAGAUGUUUUUCACCAUACUAGAUGGAAACUAGACUGGGGGGCAACUGAAUGUAAACUACUUGGAAUUAAAUUCCCAGUCAUGUUAGAACAUAUCGGUGAACUCAACUAUGACUCUAAAAUAUUGGAAAUGCAAAAGUUAAUAAAAAUAUGGUCAGUGAGAAAAUUAACUGUUUUAGGGCGAGUCACGGUUCUAAAAGCCUUAGUAAUACCGAAGUUAAC